Molecule: messenger RNA, 520 nt
Organism: Camellia sinensis
Lineage: Eukaryota; Viridiplantae; Streptophyta; Magnoliopsida; Ericales; Theaceae
Source: RefSeq, a predicted model, not a curated record
UCCGCACGUGGGUUGAACCAGAGAGGGGGAGAAGUGAAGUUUACCCUUACCUAGAACCCUCACGCAUCUUCGCAAUUUUUAUAAAAUUCGCACAUGCAGCGAAAAUGAACGUUCUGACAAAAACCUUUUGGGGCUUUCCAUCAAUGUCGAAACAUUGAAAUAGUUUUCUUCUCCGAUCACUGAAGAAGAAAUCGAAAUUUAGAGAGAGAUGGAGAAGUCUGUGGUGACCUUUGACAAAGGCACGACCUUUUCUUCAUGGAACUACUGUGACGAGAGAUUGGCUACUGGUUCCAUCGAUGGAACUUUGGUCAUUUUCGACUCAGUCGACCCGCCUUCUUCGUCAUUCACGUGCACUUCUACAUCCAGGGUUCAUGAAGUGAGCAUUGUGAAAGUUGUUUGGGUUCCUCCAGAAUAUGGUGGGGGAGUUGCAUGCAUUUGUGCAGAUGGAACUUUGUCAUUGUGGGAGGAGGUUGCUGAAGAUACAAAACCACUUCAAUUGGAGCUUUGCAAAGGCUUUUGA